Molecule: messenger RNA, 850 nt
Organism: Rhodamnia argentea
Lineage: Eukaryota; Viridiplantae; Streptophyta; Magnoliopsida; Myrtales; Myrtaceae
Product: glyoxylase I 4-like
Exons: 3
Coding region: 122-583 (153 amino acids)
Source: RefSeq, a predicted model, not a curated record
GCAUUCCUAAGUUCAUCAGAGGAGGAUUAAGCUGUCGAAGCUUUUUCAAGUUUCGCGUUCUCGAGUUCUUGAAGUUCUUUCAGUUCGCAUCGUGGUCGUUGCAGAGAGGGGGAAAGGAAAGAUGUUUAAGGGAAGGAUCAGUGAGAAGAACCCUCUGCAUUUGAAGUGCUUGAAUCACAUAUCGAUGCAGUGCCGAUCGGUCGAAGAGUCUAUCGACUUCUAUUGCAACGUCCUCGGUUUCGUUCCCAUCCAAAGGCCCGGUUCCUUCGACUUCGACGGCGCUUGGCUAUUCAGCUACGGAAUCGGCAUUCAUCUGAUCAAAUCUGAGGACCCAGAUGGAAUGCCGAAAGUCGGUCGAAUUGAUCCCAAAGACAGGCACAUUUCUUUCCAGUGCGAGAGCAUGGAAACGGUGGAGAAGAAGCUGAGGGAGAUGAAGAUAGAGUACGUGAACGGCCGAGUUAUGGACGGUGGCAUUGCCGUCGACCAACUCUUCUUCCAUGACCCCGACGGCACGAUGAUCGAGGUCUGCAACUGCGAGAACAUCGCGGUGGUCGUGCUCGACGACGACAGAGAUGCCAUUUGAGGAUGCUCACUAGCGAACCGCAACAAUGCGGAGCGAGAGCGACAGUACAAACUUAUCGAGCAGCGUCUGCCGCAGAUUCAUCGAGCUGUGGGCGACACCAUAUGAUAAUGUAGAAGAAGCAGGAUGGAGAGAUCAUCAGAAGUUGUUAUUUUGUAGGAUCAAUUCGUUCAUUCAUUUGGUGCACGCGUGCUUUUGGUUUUUGAACUUUUGUUACGUUUGCUGGAUUAAAUUUUCCCCCUUGUAUACAAAGCAUGCAUGAUUGAAUUU